Messenger RNA from Ipomoea triloba (trilobed morning glory), 1985 nucleotides. RefSeq lists its product as uncharacterized. The record is from RefSeq and is a predicted model, not a curated record. NCBI's taxonomy places the organism in Eukaryota, Viridiplantae, Streptophyta, Magnoliopsida, Solanales, Convolvulaceae. Bases 128 to 1849 code for a protein of 573 amino acids. The transcript is spliced from 7 exons.
GCAGCUCCAUAGAACUUACAAAGGGCACACCACAGUCACUGAAGGCCUGCAAAUUUUCAAAAGAAGCUUUCCACAGUGGCAUGCAAUUCUUUCGUUCAGAUUACGUAUAAAACAAGUGGAAUUCACAAUGUCAGAGAAAUCAAAGGACCACAAAAAGUGCUAUGUCAGUGACGAAGAAAUCUCCACUCUUCUUCAGAGAUACACCCUUAAAACGGUUCUGGCAUUGUUGGAAGAGGUUGAUCAGGUUGAGCAGGCGAAGGAAGUCAAGUAUGAUUGGAAUGCGUUGGUGAAGAAGACCAAGACUGGGAUUACGAAUGCCAGGGAGUAUCAAAUGCUAUGGCGUCAUUUGGCUUAUGGCCAUGCAUUUGUCGAUGGAUUGGUUGAUGAAGCUCAACCUCUGGAUGAUGCCAGUGAUUUAGAAUGUGAAUUGGAAGCUUACCCAGCAGUAAGUAGUGAAGCAUCAGCAGAAGCUUCAGCAUUUGUGAAGGUAUUGGUUGGUUCUGGGACAGCAAACGAUUCCCAUAUGUCAAAUGGCAUGACUGUUGAGGCUCCAUUGACUAUAAGUAUACCCAAUGGCCAAAGAUCUAUAAAUUCUUCAGGAACUUCAGACCAAAGUAUUUCAAUGCAAGAAUCAAAAGUUAUAAUUCCAGUUUUUGUGCCAAAAAAGCCGCUGGCCAACGUGAUAUCAACCAAGGGUUUAGAUACCAAUGGGCCAUCAGAUGCAAAUUUGCCUCCACCACGCAAAAGAAAAUUCUGGUCAGAAGCAGAGGAUAUGGAACUUAUUGCUGCCGUCAAAAAACGCGGUGAAGGAAAUUGGGCAAGUAUCUCAAAAGGAGAUUUUAAGGGCGACAGAACAGCUUCACAGCUAUCUAAGAGGUGGGCCGUUCUUAGGAAGCAACAAGGUGCCUUGGUUGGGAACAAUUCAGAACUCUCAGAAAUGCAUUUGGCUCACCGGGCAAUGUCACUGGCUCUUGAUGUGCCUAUGGGGGAUAAUUCAAAAGCAGCUUCUUCAAUCCGUAGCGAGGGCACAAAUGCAAAUGCUGCACCUGGUAAUCCUGUUAAUCCUCUUGCUUACGAUACUUCCUCAGUUAACAGAAAAUCCCAGCAUCAGGGUCAACAAGAUUUUGCAUCAAAUGCAGCACCAAAGUUAGCGACACUGGGACCUUCAAAAUUGCUGGUAUCAGAAAAACCAUCUACAAAGCCAAAUAUCAGCACAAAUUUAAUGGUCAAAGCAGCUGCAGUUGCUGCUGGGGCCCGCAUUGCUUCCCCUUCAGAUGCUGCAUCACUUUUUAGGGCUGCACAGUCUACGAAUGCUGUCCAUAUCAGUACUGGUGGAGGUCCUUUGAUUAAAUCAUCAUUUUCUGGCAACACGAAUGCAUUAUCAAGUAAUGUGCACCUCAUUCAUACAAGUUUACCAUCUAAUUCAACGUCCCUACUGAGCGCCUCACGGACUGAACCUAAGCCCGUGCAAUGCCAACCUGUAAAUCCUGCAUCACCUGUGGUUCAAUCUAAUGUAGUUGGUAUGGCCUCAGGACUAAAUGCUUCAGCCAAGGUUGUCUCAAAUGGCACACACUCUAAUCCAGUUGCUGAGCUUGGCAUAAAAAAUGUGAAGGAAACUGCUGUUUCUAGUUUGGAAAUUCUAACAGAAAAAGUUGUUCCCCAACAAAACCAAGCUACUUGCCCAAAUAUAGCUUCUGAAGGAGAUCAAAUAUCUGCUUCUACAAGAAAUGCAGUGGUGGAGAAUGCCCAAGGGGAUCAAAAUGCUUUUCCAGGGAACUCAUCUAGAGAGAAGAUUGGAAUGACUUGUGUUUCAGAUGGCCCAGUAAAGGAGAACGGCAAGGAAUCAUAAAGCUUCGUUCGAGGUACUGCUCCAAGAUUAAAUGUUAAAGGCAAGCAAAUCAACUGGUCAUCUAGGGUGCAGAAAGCUACAAUUGCCAUUCCCCUCAAUAAUGGCAACGACGCUGGAGCUGAUUGCAUAAAUGAAA